Parathielavia appendiculata is the source of this 1092-nucleotide messenger RNA. Its product is annotated as actin-related protein 2/3 complex, subunit 1. Gene Ontology annotation, molecular function: actin filament binding. NCBI's taxonomy places the organism in Eukaryota, Fungi, Ascomycota, Sordariomycetes, Sordariales, Chaetomiaceae. The transcript is spliced from 2 exons. The record is from RefSeq and is a predicted model, not a curated record. Gene Ontology annotation, cellular component: actin cytoskeleton; Arp2/3 protein complex. Gene Ontology annotation, biological process: Arp2/3 complex-mediated actin nucleation. Bases 1 to 1092 code for a protein of 363 amino acids.
AUGGCGGCGCCCGAAGUUCACCACCUUUUUCACAACCCGAUUGCCGACCACUCGUUCUCGGCGGACCACAAGACGCUGGCCGUUGCGCGCGAUACCGCCGUCGAACUCUACGCCAAGGUUGGCAAUGUCUUCAAGCUGAAGGACGAGCUCAAGGGCCACGACAAGACCGUUACCAGCAUCGACAUUGCUCCCAACUCUGGACGCAUCGUGUCGUGCUCACAGGACCGGAACGCCCUCGUCUGGGAGCCCACCCCGCAGGGCUACAAACCGACCCUCGUCCUGCUGCGUAUCAACCGCGCCGCCACCUUUGUCCGCUGGUCGCCCUCCGAGACCAAGUUCGCCGUUGGUUCCGGAGACCGCCUCAUUGCCGUUUGCUAUUUUGAGGAGGAGAACGACUGGUGGGUCUCGAAACACCUCAAGAAGCCCAUCCGUAGCACCAUCACCACGGUCGCUUGGCACCCCAACUCGGUGCUUCUCGCCGCCGGCUCGACCGAUGCCCACGCCCGCGUCUUCUCUAGCUUCAUCAAAGGCGUCGAUGCCCGGCCAGAGCCUACCGCUUGGGGCGAGCGGCUCCCCUUCAACACCGUCUGCGGCGAGUACAUGAACAACUCGGCCGGAUGGGUGCACUCGGUCGCCUUCUCCCCCAGUGGCGAUGCACUCGCCUUUGCCGCCCACGACAGCAGCAUCACGGUCGUCUACCCGAGCGCCCCCGAGCAGCCGCCUAAGGCGGUCAUCAGCAUCAACACGCAGCUGCUGCCCUUUAUGAGCCUGAUCUGGAACGGCGAGGCCGAGAUCAUCGCUGCCGGGUACGACUGCGAGGCGUUCCGCUUUAGGGGCGGCAUCGACGGCUGGCAGCUGAGCGGUGCUGUAGAAACCAAGGGGCGGCCUGGCCUGGGCGACCAGCGUGAGGAGUCCGCGCUGAACAUGUUCCGGCAGAUGGAUCUCAAGGGCAAGGUCAAAGACGACACCCAGCUGAAGACGGUUCAUCAGAACACUAUCACCAUGAUUCGGCCGUAUGAGGCAUCCGGAGAUGCCGUGAAGAAGUUCAGCUCGAGCGGUGUGGAUGGGCGCAUUGUCAUCUGGACCGUCUAG